Messenger RNA from Etheostoma cragini (Arkansas darter), 1793 nucleotides. It is a transcript of the gene fbxo15, whose product is annotated as F-box protein 15. NCBI's taxonomy places the organism in Eukaryota, Metazoa, Chordata, Actinopteri, Perciformes, Percidae. The record is from RefSeq and is a predicted model, not a curated record. The coding region runs from base 173 to 1630 and encodes 485 amino acids. Gene Ontology annotation, molecular function: protein binding. The transcript has 9 exons.
CGACGGGACGCGGAGCAACUAAUCACAGUUAUUAUUUGACAGAGUGGCUAACGCUACAUAAAGGAGAAAAGACUUUUAAACUAAUUUACGGAGUUUACAUAGUAACUGUUGUCCAUUUAGCAUCGCAACGUGACUCCGCGCGUGGCCUGCAUGCAAGAGCUUUUUGAAACAAAUGGCUCUUAACAUGGCCUCAGCUAACGUUACCUAUAGAAAUAAUGUCGUUUCCGACUCAAAGGGGUCAAGACCAGUAAAACAAAUGGCGGCACCAAAAGCAGUUACUUCCAGAGUGCGGGCAGUGAGUACGUUCAAAAGAGCUAACAAAUCAUCUCCAGCGUCCACUCUGAACUUUAUGGAAAGACUGCCAUCUGAGAUCCUGUUCAAGAUUCUGUCAUACCUGAAUGUCUCGGCUCUUUUCAGCAUCAGCCACGUCAAUAAGCUCUUCAAUCAGCUUGCUAAUGAUAAUGCUCUGUGGAACAAGAUAUACGUAGCAGAGUUGGGCAAGAAUAAAAGGUGGAAACCUAAUCGCAUAGAUGAGAUGCGGGAUCGGGACGAGGGCUACUGGAAGUGGCUCUACUUCAAGACAGUAGCCGAAUGUGACAUGGACCAUAGUUUAAGACGUCUUGGACUCAUCAGCCGCUAUACUGGACUGCCCUUUCAAACAGAGAAUGUCCUCAGAAGCAACAACGUCACCUGGGAGCUGACCGUCUCUGAUAAGUCAGGGCAUAAGGCCACAUAUGAGCCGAGCUGCUCGGAAUUCUGUGAGACUUCUGUGACACUGUGCUGGACCGGAGGAGGCUGUUUGCCCAACUACCACCAGAUGUCCACCCUUCAACUCCACGGUGUGAGGAGGGUAGCCCUCGACUGCCCCGGCUUGAAGGCACCUGGCUUUCGGUCCCUCAUGGCAAAGUUAGACGUGCAAGAUCUAACUAAAAGCGCGCGGGUCAUUGGCCAGGACAAACUGGUUGCACUUAAACUGCUACAGCCUGGUGUCAUCAUUGGCAUCUGGAGGGACCAGUGCUCCGUUGCCUUUGUCAUGUUCACCCUCCACUUCCACAGGCUGGUGGAAAGAAGCAUCCUGGGAUCUGCUGUUUGCCCCUAUGUGAUGCCAGUCAUCAAACCCCCUUUUGAUGACAUAGAUCCUGAAUACGGUCUCCAUGGUUACCAACUACACAUUGUUCUACACGGCACUGUAUGCAAUAUCAUGUCCCAAAGCUUUUCCAAGCUCUUCUGCCAGAGAACUCAGAUAUCUGACGGCCUAAUCCAGCUGACUGCCAUUAGCAGGACAAUCCAUUCAAGGCACACACCGCUAUCUUGCAGCAUUACCCUUCCCUGGAGGUGUGAGGCCCUGCAGGGCACAGUGGAGAAUUGCUGCAUCAUGAGUCUGACUCUACUGGAUGAAUUUAAGAAACCCUUCUGGUGUGUCACCUCUCCUGUUUCCAUGGAGCUGGAGAAGACACCCGUCUCCUAUGACUAUGAUGGUGAGCACUACCUGAUCCACUAUAAGGACUCAGAUGGUCAGAUGAAGAUGAAAUUUGUAUGGAUGAAGGAACAGGAGCAGUUUGUGCUUACCUGUUUAGUUGUCUAUGUGACUGUUUCCAAAGUCAACAAGCAUUUCAGUAGAGAAUACUGAACCUGCGGUAUUUCUGGAACACGUUUUGAGGUUUUUAUUCAUUACAGAGGCUUAAUGUGAUUUUUCUUUUUAAUAUUUCAAUUAAAAAUUAUAUCAGUCCACCAGAAUAUAUUUAGAUGUAUUUUGUAUAUACAGAAGAUGUUGCAGUUCAAAACAUAAUCAC